Messenger RNA from Cotesia glomerata, 4501 nucleotides. RefSeq names its product protein draper (gene drpr). The record is from RefSeq and is a predicted model, not a curated record. NCBI's taxonomy places the organism in Eukaryota, Metazoa, Arthropoda, Insecta, Hymenoptera, Braconidae. The transcript is spliced from 15 exons. Bases 285 to 3338 code for a protein of 1017 amino acids. Gene Ontology annotation, molecular function: scavenger receptor activity; protein binding.
AUCCGUAAAAUCCAGGUAUUGCAGAUUACAUGUAUCAGUAUUAGUUUUUAUAUUCAUUUACCAGUAAAUCCACUUGACAACUGAAUAAAUGGACUAGUAUAAUAAAACAAAUUAGAGCGAUGGAUGAAAUACUAAUGGUGGGACAUGAGAGCAGAGUUCUGUAUAUAGAAGUGUGAGAGAAAAAACAAAAGUUCUUCGAACAGAAGGGUGUCUGCAGUCACUGUAACUAGUGUCUGGAGUUUGGAAAAAAAGAUAAUUAACGUGAACAAAUAUAAAAAUCAAAGAUGAGCUCUAAAGUAUUAUUGUUUACACUGACUUUAGCCGCUAUUGUUUUUGCUACUCUAGCGGCUCUUGAAGGCCCAAAUGUCUGCGUUCGACAAGAAGUAUAUACCGUAACAGUAAAUGUAUCAGAACAAAAACCGUAUCAAGUUCGUGAAAAUAAAUGGUGUUUCGCCGUACCACCAAGAUGUUCGAGUUACCGUAUGGAAUUUAAAACUGUUUACAAAACAGAGCUAAUCAAUAGAACACGACCAGUGGAUGAGUGCUGCAAAGGUUACGGACAAACUAAGAGUGGUGAUCGAUGUGUUCCUAUUUGCAGUCAAGAGUGCGUUCAUGGUACUUGUAUCAUGCCUGAUGUGUGUAAUUGUGAAAAAGGAUACGGUGGACCUUUUUGUGAUAUUCAAUGUCCAGUUGGUAAAUGGGGUAAACAUUGUAGCAAAGACUGUAAGUGCAUGAACGGCGCAACGUGUGAUCCAUUUAACGGCGAAUGCAAGUGUACAAAAGGGUGGAUGGGUGAUAAAUGUAACCAAAAGUGUCCUCCAGAUCAUUACGGCCAGGAUUGUGGUGAAGAAUGUCGGUGUCGAAAUGGCGGUAGUUGUCAUCAUAUUUCUGGAGAGUGUCAUUGUGCUCCUGGCUACACUGGACCACUUUGCGAUGAUCUGUGCCCCGAAGGUCGACAUGGUGACGAUUGUAAGACCGAGUGCAAGUGUCAAAAUGGCGGACACUGUUCGCCGACAGACGGUAACUGUUACUGCACUUCUGGAUGGAUAGGCGAAGUUUGUGGAAAUAGAUGCCCAGAUGGUUUUUGGGGUCAAAAUUGUACUCAAGAGUGUAUUUGCUACAAUGGUGCGGCGUGUUAUCACGUAACGGGUGAAUGUAUAUGUAAACCAGGUUACCGUGGUCAUGAGUGUUUUGAAGUUUGUCCUCAUGACAAAUGGGGUUUGGACUGUAAAAAUAAUUGUACUUGCCAAAAUGGGGCCGCGUGUUUACCGAACAAUGGCACGUGUGUCUGUAAACCUGGGUGGAUUGGCGAACAAUGUGAAAAGCGAGCUUGUCCUGACGGCAGAUACGGACCCAAUUGUCAGAAGAUUUGCGAGUGCGAUGAGUCAAACACGGAACUCUGUCAUCCAUGGACCGGCAAUUGCGUUUGCAAAAACGGGUGGGAUGGACCCAAAUGUUUGAGAUCAUGCCCGUUUUUGUACUACGGAAAAGGAUGCGAAGAACGCUGCAAUUGUAAAAAUAACGCUCAGUGUUCGCCGAUAGAUGGAACUUGCAUUUGUGCGGCUGGUUUUCAUGGAACUGAUUGCAGUGAAGUUUGUCCCGAUAAUAUGUAUGGCGAAGAUUGCACUCAAAAGUGUACAUGUAAACAUGGCGCUUCUUGUGCACCGGAUACCGGUCGUUGCAAUUGUACAGCAGGAUGGGAUGGUGUGCUGUGUGAUCGACCUUGUCCAGACGGUUCAUUCGGUAAAGAUUGUGAAGAUAAAUGUCAAUGUUUCAAUAAUGCAGCAUGUGAUCCGCAGAAUGGAACUUGCACAUGCGGAGCUGGGUAUAUUGGCCACCACUGUGAGCAUAAAUGUUCUCCAGGUCUAUUCGGUCAGGACUGUUGCCAUCUAUGUGAUUGUGAGGAAGACAAUACUCAAGAAUGUAAUCCUACUACUGGAGAAUGUAGUUGUAAGCCGUUGUGGCGAGGAGUAAGAUGUGAAACACGAUGUCCAAUUGGUUUUUACGGUGAAGACUGUCAAACACCGUGUAAAUGUAAGAACAAUGGUUCUUGUGACCCGAUAACUGGGGUUUGCGCCUGCGCUCGUGGAUGGGAAGGUUCCGAUUGUUCCCAGCCUUGUAAACACGGAUGGUAUGGCGCCCGUUGCAAAGAAAAAUGCCCGGAAAAAAUUCACGGAAACAUGACCUGCGAUCACGUGACUGGGCAGUAUGUAUGCAGACCCGGUUAUUUGGGGUUGACCUGCGAGCAUUCGUGUCCACCUGAUCGGUGGGGUCUUAACUGUAUGAAUCAUUGCGACUGCAAAAAUGACGGCGAGUGCAAUCACGUGACCGGAGCAUGUCAGUGUCGUCCAGGGUGGCAAGGUGAACGCUGUCAAACUCCCUGCGCUCAAGGAACUUUUGGGGUUAACUGUACUCAGCAUUGUAGAUGUCAAAAUGGCGGCAAGUGCCGCGCAAAUGAUGGAGUCUGUAGAUGUACUCCUGGGUGGACUGGGGCUCGGUGCACUGACAUCUGUCCAGAAGGUUACUACGGUGACCACUGCAUGGAGCCAUGUGAGUGCAAAAACGACAAUUUCCAAUGUCAUCCGGCGAGUGGCUGCAUCUGUCGUCAUGGCUACACUGGGGCCAACUGUGAAGAAGAGCGAAUCUCUCGCAACGUCCAAGAAAAGACUGAAUCCAAUGUAGGAAGUGUCGUAGCAGGAAUAUUCGCAGCAGUGAUUGUAAUAGCAGCGACUUUGGCUGCCUGGAUGUAUCACCGACGUCGUGUGGCUAACCUCAAAAUGGAGAUGGUCCAGGUGCAGUACAUCGCCGAACCGGUAACUCCUCCAGACCGUAAUCAUUUUGACAAUCCUGUUUACUCGUGUCAACCAAAUUCCACUCGCACUGACGACGCGACAAUGUUACUGAACAACGGCGUGAUACGGAACAACUUGGGCACCAAGAGCACCAACAGCGAGAAGGCGAAACUGGGCUUAGGGCUACCUGGGAAUGGUGUUUGCUAUACAGAUGAUGAUGACAGUGACAGCUGUAGAGGCGCUUACGGACAGUAUGACCAUCAAGCUUCGUUGAAAAAUAAAGACGCUGACUUGGGCAAUCCUAAUGUCAAUGUUUAUCACAGUAUUGAUGAAAUGGACAACAAAAAAGGUGCAGAACAUCUCUACGAUGAAAUAAAACAGAACAACGCUGAGUUGGAGUACGAUCACUUGGACUACACAAGGCCAUUAGGUGCGUGGAAGCCUCACUACCAGCGUAUGGCCAAUGGCUUCGGUUCCAACAGGGAUGGAAGUGGUUCCAGCAAAAGCGGCUCCACGAAUCCUCAAGAUCCAGAGUUUGGAGGCUAAUGAAUCUCUUUUUACAAAAUUAACCCUUGAUAGCAUAGGUCAUUACUUGCGGAAUUAGCCGAAGUAUGUCGAAAUCGCUCGAACGGCCGAUUUUUGGGUACCAACUUUACUUGGCUGAUAAGAAAUCUCUCACAGUGAUAGAGAAACAUUUUUCUUCUUUUAUCGCGAAAGAAUUAAAAAUUUUUAUUCUCGAAUAUCUCAAUAACUAAAAAAUUAUGUACAGGUAAAAAAAUUUCAAAGUAGUUAUUUAAUUUGAAAAUUUAGCGAAAAAGAAGUUCUUUAAUGAGUGUGAGAGAAUUUUUUACACGAAUGCUCUUAAGGGUUAACUUGGUUAAUCAGUGUUGAAAUGGACAAUUGCUUUUAUUUGCGCGGUUGGUUGUGCAAUUAAGACUUGUAAAUAUUUUAUAAGAUUUAUUGACGCAUGAUAUAUAGCAAUUAAUAUAUAAAUUUGAUUAUAAUUAUAAAUAAUAUUUAAUUAUAUGUCUAUUAAUAUUCGUAUAUUUAAUCACUGCCUAGGUUAGUCUAGGUUAUGUUGGUCUGCACAUAUGUGUGUUACUACGUGAAGAAAAAAUAAUCGAUUUUUUUUUUACAUUCAAUUAUAUUGUAUGAUUAUAUAUUUUAAUCAAUUCGACGGCACAUCUUUGAAUUUAGACUUUUCAGAGUCAAUUUUUCGAAAAGAGGAAAUUCAAUUUUGAUCAACUUUUUUAGCAAUUUUUAAAUUUUAUUUACGAAAAUUAAUGAUGAUACAUGUCAAUGAUUUCUUUUUCUUUUUUUUGAUUAGAACUAAAUAAUUAUGUCAAGAUAUUUAAUGGUUGAAAAUUAACUUCUUUUUUUUUUUUUUUUUUUUUUAAAUAAAUGAUCUGGUAUAAAAAAUGAUAAUUUAUAUUUUUAGGGGUUUGAUACAUUUAUGAAUUUAAUCAUAUCUUUUAUUGUGUAAUUAUAACUGUAAAUUUAUUGAAAGCGAUUUUUUUUUUUUUUAUUAUUAAUGACUUUUUUUACUGAUUGUGAAUUAUAUAGAUAUAUUAUUUUUAUUCUGUGAUAAGUCGAUAAGGAUCGGAGUUAGUGCGAAUCAUAUUAGACAUUUAGUGACCACAAACAAAAGCAAUUGAUGAAUUUAAAGAGAAAUAUAAAGAAUAAAUAAAGUUAAUAAUAUUUGAAUAAUA